CCCACACCCCCCCGCGUCGAGCCAUGUUGUAGGAAAUCCGCUUGCGGCGGAUUAUUGUAAUCCGACAGAGGGUCUGGACGACACAUCGGAUCACGACGAAAAAAAGCAAAGCCCAGCGGCCUGUAACAGAUGCAGCUCGUCCCAGAAUAAAGGGAUAAAGUUGGGAUAUGAUCUGCCGCCCUGCUCGCUGCUCCCGCAGACACUGAUCGGCGGUGCCCGGGCCGUUUCCUGGACCCAUCCGUCUGACACACUCUGACAGCGGCUUGGCAUCGCUGCACCGCGGAGCAGAGGGGAGAGGAAAAGCUUUAACUCGUCGGUUAAAGAGAUCUCCCCCCUUCUCCCUUCCCCCGUCAGGUUCAAGUCCAGCCCGGCUCGGCUCGGCUCGGUUGUCCUGUCUGCGGACCGAAGCGCUGCUGCCGCUCUCACUCAACUAGCUAGCGCGGCUAGCUAACCCCAGCUAGCUAGCUAGCUAGUCAGGAAUUUAUCAAGUUUAGUUCGGGAUUGAGUAAAUUUUCCGGCCCACAGCCCAACACCAGGAGGGAGGAUGUCGGCGAAAGACCAAAACAAACUCUCCACCAUCGAGCGACCUAUCAAAGCGGUGCCAUAUCCUCCCGGUACACGCCUGACGGUCAAAGACCUGUAUGUGGACGGGAGGCCCAGCGUGGAGCUGCUGAAGGCCCAUCUGGUGAAGGAGGGCCGCCUGGAGGAGGAGGCGGCUCUGCGGAUCAUCAACGAGGGAGCCAGCAUCCUCCGCCAGGAGAAGUGCAUGCUGGAAGUGGAGGCCCCCAUCACAGUGUGUGGAGACGUCCACGGCCAGUUCUUUGACCUGAUGAAGCUUUUCGAGGUGGGCGGGUCCCCCAGCAGCACCCGCUACCUGUUCCUCGGGGACUACGUGGACCGAGGUUACUUCAGCAUCGAGUGCGUCCUGUUCCUCUGGGCUCUGAAGAUCAACCACCCCAACACCCUCUUCCUCCUCAGAGGCAACCACGAGUGCCGGCAUCUCACAGAGUACUUCACCUUUAAACAGGAGUGUAAAAUAAAGUACUCGGAGCGCGUGUACGACGCCUGCAUGGAGGCGUUCGACUGCCUGCCUCUGGCCGCUCUCCUCAACCAGCAGUUCCUGUGUGUGCACGGAGGCCUGAGCCCUGAGGUCACCUGUCUGGAUGACAUACGGAAGCUGGACCGGUUUAAGGAGCCCCCUGCGUUCGGGCCGAUGUGUGACCUGCUGUGGUCGGACCCGGGGGAGGACUACGGUUCAGAAAAGACCCAGGAACACUUCUGCCACAACAGUGUCAGAGGCUGCUCUUAUUUCUACAGUUACCCAGCAGUAUGUGACUUCUUGAUGAACAAUAACCUGUUGUCUGUAAUACGAGCACAUGAAGCCCAGGACGCAGGGUAUCGAAUGUACAGGAAAAGUCAGACGACAGGCUUCCCCUCUUUAAUUACAAUCUUCUCGGCUCCUAACUACCUGGAUGUGUACAAUAACAAAGCGGCGGUGCUGAAAUAUGAGAAUAAUGUGAUGAACAUCCGGCAGUUUAACUGCUCCCCUCAUCCCUACUGGCUGCCCAACUUCAUGGACGUGUUCACCUGGUCUCUGCCCUUCGUCGGAGAGAAAGUGACGGAGAUGCUGGUGAACGUGUUGAACAUCUGCUCUGACGACGAGCUGAUGUCAGAGGGAGACGACACCUGUGAGGGCGGAGCUCCGGCCGUCAGAAAGGAGGUGAUCAGGAAUAAGAUCCGGGCGAUUGGGAAGAUGGCGCGUGUCUUCUCUGUGCUCAGAGAGGAGAAUGAGAGUGUGUUACAGCUGAAGGGCCUCACCCCCACAGGGACGCUGCCUCUGGGAGUUCUGUCCGGAGGUCGGCGAACUCUGCAAAGCGCCACCGUAGAGGCAGAAGAGGCACGAGCCAUUCAAGGCUUCAACCCUCAGCACAAGAUCCAGAGCUUCGAGGAGGCGCGAGGUCUGGACCGCAUCAACGAGAGGAUGCCCCCCCGCCGCGACAGCAAGCAGCAAGAGGCCGCCCCCUCCCUCAACAACCUGCCGGCCAGCACCGGACCCCCGGACAAGAACGGCACCAACGCGCAGGCUUAGGUCCUCCCCCCUCCUCUCCUUCCUCCCCUCACCUCCCCUCUUCCUCCUCCUCUUCCUCCCCUCCCCUUCCUUCCUUCCUCCUUCCCUCUCUCUCCUUUAAGAGCAGGAGACGAGGCAGUUCAGUCCGAGCGACUCUCACCGCGCUUAAUUUAUUUUAUCAUCUAUUAAAUAUCAUAGUUUAAGACUGAACAGGAUCAACUCUCAGCUGGUGGACUUCAAAUCCAUUUUCUAAUCAGGAGGCGGGUGUUCAGGACCACACCGUUUUCUUUUGGGGGAGGAAGUGACGCUCAUUGAAACGCUGUGUUCGUGCCCACACACACACACACACACACACACACACACACACACACAUAUAUAUAUAUAUACACACACAACAGAAGCAACAGAAUCAGAUCGCAUAAAGUCCAUCCUUUCUUAUGCCAAUGAUAGUGUGACUGAGCUCCCAGGAGCAAGUAUUGACAUUUAUAUUAUAUAUGUACAUUUUAAUUGUUCCCUCUUUUCAAUGUGAUGUUUGUUUUUUUUUUGUUUUUUGUUUUUUUUUACAGCACAUAGAUUUAGGCUUGAUUAUCCAGAGCGGGGGAGAAGGGGUGAGGGAGGGAGAGAGAGAGAGAGAGAGAGUGUUAAAGGAUUGUUCUGCUUCUUUACAACUCAGAUUUAAACUGGAGCUCCGCCUACCAGCUUCUCUCUGCAUGGUUAUGAUGCUGAGUCGUCGCUAUAGCAACUUGGCAGUAACCUGAUGAGCCGCACUUCCUGUUGUAAACAAACGUGACCUGCAGGGAGCUCGUCCUCACGCCUCAGCUGACUGUGACCGUCGACUUUAGAAACUCUGACGGGAACGAACGAUGCUCGUAAACGGCCGUUGAUCAGUUUCUUUAAAACAUCGUUUCUGCUUAAAGAUGAUUAAAAGAAUUAGACAAUAAUCAAUACAGCUGCUGAUUCUGACUGAUUGAUUAAUCGCUCCAGUUCUAAUUUGAAUAAUUCACUGAACUUUUCCUGCCGAAACGCUGCAGAAGCCGUUGUGUUGUUGUGUCAUUGAGAAGAUACACAACAUGAUCAGACAGUAAUUAUUCAGAAUUAGUGCGUGGUUCUAUCUCAGGCUCGUGUUUUAUUGUGAAGGUUGUUGUGUCGUCUGCAGCUGCUCGACUCACCGACACAAUGACGAGAAGCGUCCGUCUUUUCUCCCGCUCCACUAACGAUCUGGUCGACCAGCUGUUUUCAGACCCGCAGCGUUUAAUCCGGAUCAGCCACACUGAGCUUAAUGGCUCCUGUGGCCAGGUGCAUGCUGGGACGCAGAGUGAAACCACCGGCUGCGUCAGGUCUCAGAUCAGACCUGGAGGUGUAGAUGAUCAGGUCUCAGGUGUUUCCCCGGCGUCGCCGUCACAGAGAGAAACGAGUUGCACUAAAGCGGAAUGAUCCUUUAAUCAGACACAAAGAGAAUCAUGGGAAUCGGAGGCGGUGACUUGAGGUGUGUUUCAGGUGUGUGUCCGCAGUGAUGACGAGGACCUGGGCGGGGUUAAUUAAUUAUUUGUUUCUUUAUGUUUGGGGGCGGUGGGUGGGCGGAGUCUGGGCCUCGUUUCUGACUUCUGUUUGGUCUCAGAACAUAUCUCACAGAAUGUACAGAAACCGUUUAAAAUAAGAUUAAAUCUAGAUCUUUUUUUCUUUACAGCUAAAUUUGAAAAAAAAGAAAAAGCGAGAACUUUUUUUGUCGAGUACAUGUAUUGCGAGGCCUCUCAUUUAUGUAGAUGUUUCACUCCAUUCAAAUAAAAAACAGAAAAGUA
Seriola aureovittata is the source of this 3867-nucleotide messenger RNA. RefSeq names its product protein phosphatase 3, catalytic subunit, gamma isozyme, b (gene ppp3ccb). Gene Ontology annotation, cellular component: cytoplasm; calcineurin complex. Gene Ontology annotation, molecular function: calmodulin-dependent protein phosphatase activity; calmodulin binding. Bases 545 to 2089 code for a protein of 514 amino acids. The record is from RefSeq and is a predicted model, not a curated record. The transcript has 14 exons. NCBI's taxonomy places the organism in Eukaryota, Metazoa, Chordata, Actinopteri, Carangiformes, Carangidae. Gene Ontology annotation, biological process: calcineurin-mediated signaling.